Messenger RNA from Anneissia japonica, 1789 nucleotides. RefSeq names its product glucosamine-6-phosphate isomerase 1-like. NCBI's taxonomy places the organism in Eukaryota, Metazoa, Echinodermata, Crinoidea, Comatulida, Comatulidae. The transcript is spliced from 3 exons. Bases 11 to 670 code for a protein of 219 amino acids. The record is from RefSeq and is a predicted model, not a curated record. Gene Ontology annotation, cellular component: cytoplasm. Gene Ontology annotation, biological process: N-acetylneuraminate catabolic process; N-acetylglucosamine catabolic process; D-glucosamine catabolic process. Gene Ontology annotation, molecular function: glucosamine-6-phosphate deaminase activity; identical protein binding.
AUUUAUAAUCAUGCGUCUCGUCAUCUUGGACAGCUAUGACAAAGCAAGUGAAUGGGCUGCUAAGUAUGUCCGCAAUCGCAUACUGGAAUUCAAUCCUGGACCUGAUAGGUAUUUCACACUUGGCUUACCAACAGGUUUGUGCAGAUCUCCUAAAUUAAUCAUUUUUAUUAACAUUAUCAUUUUAUUCAAUUAUCAUUUACUAUUAUUCAAUUCUAGAUAUGCACUUCUUUCAGGAAUUGGGCCAGAUGGACACAUAGCAUUUAAUGAGCCUGGAUCAAGUCUGGUGUCUCGGACACGUGUUAAAACUCUAGCUCAAGACACUAUUAUUGCUAACUCCCGGUUCUUUGGUGGAGAUAUUUCAAAAGUACCUACCAUGGCAUUGACUGUUGGUGUUGGAACUGUUAUGGAUGCAAGAGAGGUGAUGAUAAUAAUCACAGGUGCUCACAAGUCUUUUGCAUUAUACAAAGCAAUUGAGGAAGGUAUCAGUCACAUGUGGACAGUAUCCGCAUUCCAGCAACAUCCACGUACAAUAUUUGUCUGCGAUGAGGAUGCCACACUAGAACUACGAGUAAAAACAGUCAAGUACUUUAAAGGUCUGAUGUACGUGCAUAACAAGCUUGUUGAGGAUAGCGAAGAUUAUCAAGAAGUGAAGAGACAGAAGAAGAAAUAAACUUCAUAUUAACACAUACAGUGACUUGACUGUUCUAUUGAGGUGCCAGUUUUAUACUCCAAACAUUAUGUUCACAAAUAUUUUAAAUAUUUCCAUAAUACUGUAUUAUACAUUCCAAAGUGUGCUAAACAUAUAACAAAUAAUACACUCAAUUAAAACAUUGAAGUUUAUUUUUUUUUUUUAAAGUUUUUUAGCUUAACCUAAAAGGAUCAGUGACAAAAGAUUAUGUUUAAUUAUUAGUGUCUGAAAUGAGUUCGGUGCAGCACUUGCGCUUUGGGCUUCCAAACCAAAUGUCCGCAUCAUGAGGCCGGACACUUGUUGGUACUUGGGUAGGAUACUUUAUCUAUGUUGUUCCUUGCCAUCUAGGGUGUGUGGAGGAUGAUACGCCGACUGCUAGCUUAUAUUAAUAAAAAUGAUUUAUUAUUUUACUCCCCUUGCAAACAUUCAAUAUUUUGACUAUCUUCUAUGUAUGAUGGAUGUGACAAUAAUGUCAAACACAGCCAUUAGAUGAUGAUACACUAUUAAGAAUUUUUUUUUUUUGUAAUUGGUCGUAAGAAAUUUACAACUAUUCUCAGUGUUAGACCCUGUGCAAAAGCUUGCCCGAAUUUUCCAAUUUCGAAAUUGGUAAUAUUUUUAAACAAAUAUGUUAUUGUGAUUUGAGUUUGGUGCUUAAUAAUAAAAAAGUGUCAUUUUUGUUCUUCGAAAAAUGUGAUGCUCUGGUGCUAUGACCAUCAAAACUGAUUGAAAGUAGAUAAAUUUAGGACAAUAAACGUUAACUCAAGAGUGUCAUUGUGCUGAAUUGCUUACAGUUGUGGGAGGUGACUACUGUAGCAUCUGUAGAAAGAUACAGUACUUGGUAAUUUCAUGUUCACAUCAUUCCACAGUGAGCUGGAUUGAACCUGCCCCUCGGCCACUCUAAUAGACCGCUUGCAGUGUGUUUCAUUUGUGAUGAAUAUAGGACAAUUAUUAGUGUACUAUUAGUGUACAAUCAUUGUUUCCAUGAUGAUUGCAUAAAUGUUUUAAACUAUUUUUUUUUUAGUACAGUAUACAUUUACAUGUUAUAAUUUCAGUAAAUUAUUCUAUUUUUCGUAUGAAUAAAGGACAAUUAUUGAUAUACAA